Messenger RNA from Diversispora eburnea, 243 nucleotides. The record is from the annotation of a GenBank genome assembly. NCBI's taxonomy places the organism in Eukaryota, Fungi, Glomeromycota, Glomeromycetes, Diversisporales, Diversisporaceae.
AUGUAUGCCAAACAGUUAAAGGGUGGAUCUAAAAAAGUUUCAGAGUGGUAUAAAAUCGGUAGCCCAAAUAAAUUUGAGAAGGCAGAAAUAGCACCCAAACUAACACCUCAAGAAAUAAUUACACCUGAGAAACCCAAACCAGAUCCCAUCGAAGUAAAGAGGAAGAAAAAAACAACUGAGAUUGAGAAUAUCGCAUAUCGAGUAAUGAGAUCCGAGCUAAGUAAACUGGUUAUAGAGGAGUAG